This is a messenger RNA of Tribolium madens (black flour beetle), 2508 nucleotides long. RefSeq lists its product as uncharacterized. The record is from RefSeq and is a predicted model, not a curated record. NCBI's taxonomy places the organism in Eukaryota, Metazoa, Arthropoda, Insecta, Coleoptera, Tenebrionidae. The transcript is spliced from 4 exons. The coding region runs from base 142 to 2103 and encodes 653 amino acids.
GGUGGAAAGUGCCUGAUAUCAAAGUUUCAUUGAGUAAUUUGUACGGGAGUGCAGACGACAACCGGUGCAGUCGAAUGCUGGAAACCCUCGUGAACACGCGAUUUAAGUGCUUGUGUCGUUGGUGAUUUAUCACGGAUUACCAUGGGGCUAUUCAAGGUGCUCCUACUUUUGGCCAUGUGUUCGAUUGUGUGCACAGAACCGGAAAAACCACCACCGACUAUCACCCGGACCGAAAUCAAAGUCUCCAGAAGCUUAAACCCCGAAGACAUGGAAACGCUAAACGUCAUGACCAAAGACGGAAAUGUGGCCCAACUCAUCGUCAAAAGACGCGACCGCAAAACAGAACCACAAGAAGAUGCAAGAAAAAACCAAUUCUCAAGAGCCAUUUACGCCAACUGGAUACCAGUCUCCUCGUUUUACUACCAACCGAACAUCAUCCGAUUAGACACAAUUGCAUUGGUUCGCAACUCGACUCAGGAAAAAAAACCCAACGUCGUGGAUAGUGACAGGAUCCCUAACGUGCCUAAGCCGGUGACCAUUCGCUCUGGUGACAUUUUUAUCAAAAACAAUGAGCAAAAGCGAGCUCGAUCUAUCGUCCAAAUGGAUCAAGAUGGUAUUCCUGUGAUUCACGGAGUGCGAGUCCCUGAUGAUGAGUCUGACCGGCAAACUUGGCGAAACGCUCGUGUCAUCAAUGGGGAAUUAGUACCAUAUGAGGAAGGUUAUAAGCCACCACCGGCUGUUCCCAUUGGACAACUGAUCUACGCGAGUCAAGUUAAAGACAAAGAAGAUUCCAGAAGCAUUGGUCCAUUUACCAAACAAGAUAAUUACAAGAGUGAAGACAAUCAAAAUUCGUUUGGUCCCUUCACUAUUAAAGACAAUCUUCCGGCCGAAAAACCCAAACAAAAUGAAGAUUAUGUCAGAUUUAAUAGCCAGUCGGGGAUUGGCCCGUUUACGAAAGCAGAUAAUACUAAAAUCACAAGCUCGAAAUUGAUCGAUUACAUCAAGGAAAUCAACGCGAAGGAAAGCAAAAGAGAUUAUUUCGCAAGACGGAAGUACCGCUCGUAUGAUGAAAACACCCAAAUGCAAAGAAGAAUGUUGCAAUAUCCUGGCCAACCAUCAUAUCCAAAUUCCUUGUUAUACACACCAACUUCCAAAUUGAGUCCUGUGACUUUCAAUGAAGGUGUCAGAACUCCGGUCUUGCAAUACGCACAUCCGGAGUUGGGAGUCCAACCAGCUAAAGCGACUCCAGAGGAAGAAGAAUUGAUUUAUAAGGACAACCAAUACGAAGUUGACAGUGGACGUCAAUCCCAAUACGAUGAGGGUGUUAACAGUGUCAAUUAUUACCGAAAGGACGUAAUCAAUUACCCCUACAACACGUAUUACAUUAAACCAAAACCGGAACAACCGUUUUGGAUCCGAAUCACUGAAAGUAUCAAAGAUAACGUACAAAACGGUUUCGCAAGGAUGCAACAAUUGACUCGGCCGGUUUUCGAGCCUUUGGUGGAAGCGACUCACAAAAUUUCGCACAAUUUGGGAUUCUCGAAAGAGCCACAAGCGCAAGAAAAAGUGGGUUUGAUUGCCCCGAUGGGCAGUUCGGUUAUUUUGCCGGCUUUAGGGCUUGUUGCUGGAGGGGCAGCUCUGGGGCUUGGCGCUGCUGCUGUUGGGCGUUUCUUGAACCCCAACGACAUGAGGAGUUUCAAUGAAGUCAAUCCGAACGAUAUCGUGGUUAUUAUGGAAGAGCCGCCGCAAGACAGCCACGAGGAGCAUAAGAGGUACCGCCGGAAUGCCGAAGAUGAAUAUUACAUGCAGCAAUUAGUCGCGAAUGUUGAGAAAGACAAAGGCUUGCAUCAUCUCGCCGCUCCUCAUUUUUGGUCGGACACUUCGUGUGCGAAACGGCUGUUUUGCGAGGUGAUGGUCCGGCAAAACGACGACGAGGUGGUCUUGAUGGAGAAGAAAAUGGACAGUUUGAUGGCAUCGGUACAUCCAGACGUGGCCAAUCAAGUCUCGCAUCAUCUUCAACAGGUUAUGGAUUCUGUCAAAAUGAGAGACUGCUCAAAACUUUACUGCAACAGGAGGUAUCCGUUUCCGGCUCCGGCUGCAUAAUCUAAUUAGCUAUCAGAAGAACCAUCCAUGACGAACGCAUCUGAAUAUUUAUUUUUUAAUGUUAGUAGUUUCUUUUGAAACAUUAUAUUAAUGUUACCUUUUUAUUGAAUAUAAUAUGUUAAUUACAAUCAAUUACAGACGACUUUGUCUGGCUUUUUGCCAUAUUUGUGUAUGUAUGGUAGUAAAUUGAUGAGUACAGCAAGCGCCAAAAUUGUAAAACAGUUUGCAAAAUUGGUUAAAUCGGUCGGUAAUUGUGCAAACUGUCCAUUUUAUUACUUAGUAAAUUGUCAGUGCUAAAUAAAGUGAUAAAUAAUUGUACAUAGUCACCCUCACUUCUUUUAAUUUAUAAAUGUUACGCUAAGAGAUAAUUUCUGUUAACUAUUUCCAAUAAAGCUAUAAACCAUA